AAAGGGAAGGAGUUAAAGAAAAAAAGAGGAUGUGGCCGGCAGUAAAAGAUGACUGGAGGGGAGUGGAGCUCUCUGGCUAAUUAUAGAUCCUGCUGUGAGCUGGCUGAGGCAGAAGUGCUACUGGAGGUUUCACACUGCCGGAUAUUUACAUGACAAACACGGGUUUUUGCACGGGACUCUCAGUGUCCUGCACGGCGUUCCUUCCCAUGGACCUCAGGGUGGGAGAGAGGGGGAUGCGCCCUGGUUCGGAAACAGCGCUUCUCACCCCGCUGCACCAACCUUUACUCCUCACACCCUUCACCCCGCAACCCCACAGCGCCUUCUCCCAGCAACAGCUGCAUCAGCAAAUCAGGUUUAAUAUGGAGCAGAGGAGGCGAGAGCAGGAGCAACAUGAGAAGCAACAAGAACUGCAGCAGCUAAAGCACAAAGACAGAAGUCAGCAGAGUGCUGUGGCGAGUUCAGCGGUAAAACAGAAACUCCAGGAGGUGAUUCUCAAGAAGCAGAAACAGGCAGCGCUUGAAAGAACAAACUCCAACACGCUGAACGUACAUCCUGUACCAUACAGAAAGCUUGGCCCAGACCCUAAUGUGGCCUCCCAGCCUUUGGUCUCAUCUCCACCACAGCCUCCGUCUGAGGUCUCGGAGGGGACACCACUGCGCAGAGCAGGUAAAACACUCAACAUCAACUAUCUGUCCAAAAUAACUGAUGAAAACAUUUUCUAA
Messenger RNA from Cyprinodon tularosa, 722 nucleotides. RefSeq names its product histone deacetylase 7-like. The coding region runs from base 150 to 722 and encodes 190 amino acids. The transcript has 5 exons. The record is from RefSeq and is a predicted model, not a curated record. NCBI's taxonomy places the organism in Eukaryota, Metazoa, Chordata, Actinopteri, Cyprinodontiformes, Cyprinodontidae.